AUGCCAAUCAUUCCAUACCCUCUUGCUCUGAUCCAACUCUGGAUCGCCAAUCCAGCGCUGCCGUGGUCAAAUCCGGUGUGGCAGUCUGUGACACACGUUGUUGGCGAGCCGUGGGCGUACGACCAUGGCGAGGAUGUGACUGCUGCCGCCAGAUAUUAUGACGUUACUGGAUGGACCGUGGGCAAGGCUCAGGCAGUCGAAGCUUUCAUUAACAACUGUAAAAUGGCCGAGGAACCUGCUGAACACUAUGCUCUUAAACGACAAGAUAAUGACCAUGAAGGUCGUUGUUUGUGGAACGCCUGGGUUAAGACUUCAUGGGCCAAAUGGAAUAUUAACAAAUUGGUCGAUGAGAUCUUCGAAGAGAGUGGUUGCGCGCCCCACAAUGUCAUGGCCAGGUUGAAUUGCAAGAUCGCAGACGACUUUCCGACGAUGGAAGCUGCGCAGGUGAAGCAGAUUGUCUCCAUCAAACUAGCUGAUGUGUUAUUUGGUGACGAUGCAUUUACCGACGGAUCCUUCCUUGCACUACCCAUCGUGACCAUCCGCACUUACAUGAAGAAGCUGGAGACCUUGGUCACGCUUCUUAGUGUGUUCAAAGACCAGGAGACGGCAAAGAACCUUGAUGCGCGUCGUGAACAGGUCAAUGCGAUGCUGGCUGCUGCCAAGAAAGAUCCUGCCAAAGCAGAAUCAAUAGGAAGGCUUCCUAAAUCUCUACGGGAUGCGCUUGACAAGCUGGCCACCGAACGAGAAGUCAAAGAGCUCGAACUUUUGAUCGAGACCACACUUGCUGCAAUGGUGCCGCUUGAUGGUGAUGAGGUGGCAAUAGACUUCACAGAGGAUAUGGAUGUGGGUGAUUGGAAGAGCGGAGUUGAAGAAUAUGACAAGUGCAGCGAAGAUGACCUUUGGGAAUACCUGGGUCUGCCAGAGAAGAGGCUACCUUUUUUCCAGAGGCGAUCUGACCCCGAUGCCGCCAUUGACCCGUGGAGUGAAGAAGGUCAGCGAUGGCUUGAUGAUUCGAAGAGUCCAGCACAGAGUUUGGCACCUCGGUGGCACCAGCUAGUUGGCAUCCUGAGGCUAAUUGACAGGUUUUUGGACGGUAAACCGGUGAUGCUGAUGGAUGGCGUUGGGGUUGGAAAAACCAUGCAGGCUGUUGGUUUGAUUGCGUGCCUUGCACACUACAAAGAGCAUUACAGGAAGCACGGGAAGUUUCCUGGAAAAUUUUCACAACGUUGCCACCAGGGGACAGGUGGCAACAUUCCAGACUUACCCACCGUCAUUAUGAGUCCCCCUAACUUACAACAUCAGUGGAUGAGCGAAAUCCAGCGGUAUCUAAGGCGAGCAACGUUUGACGUCCUCCCUUACACGGGAAAAUAUACCGCACGUUCACAGUGGUGGACAAUGGCUUGGAGUAAAUGCCAGCAACCUCCGAUACGACGCAUCAUUUUAGUCACGACAAAUGCAGCGCAUGAUGAUGCAGCCACCGUAUUCAUCGAGGGCGAUAGGGACAGUUACGGGCAGCCAAUGACUAGCCCUCGCUUUGAACGAACUGGUCCCAGUACCCUCUUCGGUCGUGGAUACAACGUGACGUUUUUCGACGAAGCUCACUGCGCAAGGAAAUACAAUAAAGUACACGUAGCAGCUCGAGGACUUCAGGAGAGGUCUCACUUGAUGGUUGCAAUGACUGCAACGCCGGUCACCACGAAACCCACGGCGGGAGUUGAAGGAUCGAUGCUACGAGGCGUUUUGGUCGGCACCCAUAAUCCAGAGGCUGCUCAGGAAGAAUACCUGCCUGCAAUGAAACAAUGGAUGGGCCGUAUGAGAGAGUGGUUCUCCCCUGCUGUCGUCCUUCGUACCCUAGAUUCCACUGACAAUACAGGCAAUAGGAUCCUGGGCCUCCCUUCCUAUCAUGACCAUAGCUUAAAAAUCAAGCUACUUGACUGGGAGAUGGAGAAUUUGAGGGGUAUUGCGCGGGAAUAUGUUCAUGACUGUCCCAUUAUAGGGAUGAGCAAGGUGAAGUGGAACGGCGGCCCCACCAAAAGUAUGAAGUUGGAUGUUUUGGCUAAACUUCUGAAAUACCAUUUGGAGUCUGACGGUCGCCAGCCAAUGACGAUGGAUGAGAGCGGUCGCAGCCUUGUUCCUAACCUCGCCUUCAAAGCUGGAAAUACUCGCCCAGAUCAGCCAGACAGAAUUGUAGUAUUUUCAGCUUUCGUAACCUCCAAUCAGGCCAUUGUAGAUAUCCUGGAUCUUCAUGGUAUUCAUGCACUAGAACUUAAUGGACAGACACCCAUGAAGAAGCGCAAGGACAUUUUGGACGACUUCAGGUCAUCUGCAGGGACCAAAGGAGCGCGUGUCUUGAUUUUGUCAGGUGUAGGUAUGGAUACCCUUUGGUCGGAGCAGGACGAUCUACAGUUGCGUGGGCGGAUCUACCGUCACCCUCAGGCUAAAGAGGUACAUGUUUACCGAGCCAUUGCCUUGAAGACAGCCGAUGUCUUCCUAAACAAUAUCUCAUUCUCAAAGGGCGCAAUGCAUGAGGCAUUUGUAGGUGCUGACAAGGAAUUUCGUAAGUGUCUGGCUUAA
Molecule: messenger RNA, 2574 nt
Organism: Suillus plorans
Lineage: Eukaryota; Fungi; Basidiomycota; Agaricomycetes; Boletales; Suillaceae
Product: P-loop containing nucleoside triphosphate hydrolase protein
Exons: 10
Coding region: 1-2574 (857 amino acids)
Molecular function (GO): ATP-dependent chromatin remodeler activity; ATP binding
Source: RefSeq, a predicted model, not a curated record